Messenger RNA from Daucus carota subsp. sativus, 1609 nucleotides. Its product is annotated as RING-H2 finger protein ATL38. NCBI's taxonomy places the organism in Eukaryota, Viridiplantae, Streptophyta, Magnoliopsida, Apiales, Apiaceae. The transcript has 3 exons. The record is from RefSeq and is a predicted model, not a curated record. The coding region runs from base 603 to 1289 and encodes 228 amino acids.
GCUUAGCAUAUGGAUAGCACAUGAGGUGUUUUACAGUAGUUGUACUGCUCCCUCACUAUCCCAGACCCACCUGUCCUUUGUUUCAGUUGCCUCUGUUAGUUGUUGGUGUUGCAGCAAUCAUUUUGGAUCUCACACUUCUUUCACUUGCUCAUUUUUUAUACAGUGAAUCACAAUUUUUAUUAGUUUCUUUGUUUAUAGGACUACUUAUCUAUCCAGUUCUCUAGUGGGUAAUUCACUAUCUUUCCUCUCUUUUUGGCUUCUUCUCCACAUACCCAUCUCCACACUGUAACCCUAUGAUCUAAACAUUUCAUUUUCAUAUUUUGUAUUUCAUGUAGAUAGAUGGAGACUGCACAUACACAAUUUCUUGAGGAAACUAGACUUAUUUUUAUCCAGCCCUUUUGUUUUUCUUCACUUUUUGUUGAUGCCCUUUGAUCAAUCUUGGUGUUUGAGUCUGUAAAUUAUGGAUUUUUUGCAUACCCUUUAAGUUGAUCAUGUUGAAAUUGCAUAAAGUUGGAAUCUUUGGUUCUUGAAUUUCGGGUAUUGAUAUUUAAGCUACUUGUGUUGAAUUGAGGGUGAUUUGACAUCAAUUAGGCCAAAGGAAGAUGAUUUCUUCUGGGAUAAAUUUGGUUAUGACAGUAAUUGGAUUUGCUGUUAGUACUAUGUUUAUUGUGUUUGUAUGCACCAGGCUCAUUUGUGCUCGAAUUCAAUUGAAUGCCUCUCGACGCUCCUUCCAUAUCACUUCCAGAUCAGAUCUUAGCAUUCUGGAACGAGGUUUGCAUGGACUUGAACCUCUUGUUGUGGCCAACUUUCCUACAAAGAAGUACAGUGAUCAGUUUUUCUCCUCUGCAGAAGAUACUCAGUGCACAGUUUGCAUUGCAGAAUAUCAGCCAGAAGAUACCCUCCGUAUCCUACCUUUCUGUGGACACUCGUUUCAUGCAAACUGUAUCGACAUAUGGCUUCAACAGCAUUCUACAUGUCCCGUUUGUCGUGUUUCAUUGCGCGACGUUCCCGAGAAAAAGCGGUUCAUGCAACCCAUGUUCAGUUCAGCUUUUCGAUCUCAGUAUGCUAUGGAAUCACUUGCAGCAAAUUCAUGUCAGUGCCUAUCUAAUAAUCAUCGACUUUUAACAAGAGGACAUGAAAGUAGGAGAAUGGAUUCUGUACAGGAGGAUCAGUUUCAGUUCAGAGGUGACGGGGCAGUAGCUAGAGAGAGCAAUCCUGUAUCAAUCGAAAGUAACGCAGCAACUAAAGAUUUUGAAAUCAAGCACAUGGAGAGUCCAUCGAACGUCUAAACUCUUCACUGCUUUCACUUCAAUGCUUCCAAGAUCUGGUUUACAAGAGACUGGAAGUGCGGGGCUGGGAAGCAGAAGUUAAAUUUAUCCCAAUUGUGUCAUAGACAGGGGAUUGAUUUCUUAUAUGGCUCCCUGUAUAUAAAGCUAAAAGCCAUGUUUUUUUCAAAUCCUGAUUUGUAGCAAUAGAUUAUUUCAUGGGCAGUUUUGUUAGGCAAGUUAUAGAAGCCUCUGGAUUGUAGUUCAAGUCCGUUGUUGCAGAUUGUAGUUUAUAUGCUGUUUUGAUGUAUGUAUCUAUCUCACAUGUGGCUUCUCUUCGAGCA